Molecule: messenger RNA, 3951 nt
Organism: Mycena indigotica
Lineage: Eukaryota; Fungi; Basidiomycota; Agaricomycetes; Agaricales; Mycenaceae
Exons: 13
Coding region: 1-3951 (1316 amino acids)
Source: RefSeq, a predicted model, not a curated record
AUGUCCCACCUCACCGCUUCGCCGUUUCACAAGCCAUCACCAUUCCAAUUUCCCCAGCGGAACAACACAGUCGAAAGCAAUUACAACCCCCAAUUGCCCACUCCACCGUCAAUGAGUGUAGCAGAGGGGCACACACAAGAGAAAGAGUACUUUGACACCCCGUCCGUGGCUCCUGAGGCUGCUGGAGGCCGUUUCCGUCGUGCGGCUUCGUCAAUAGUCUACCAUAGCAGCGGUCUCCGUGAAUCAAGGGAACGGACUGUCCAACGCAGCUCUCGCUCAUUUCUCGUUGUCCUGCCACCUUCGUCGCUUCCUCAGGAUCAUGCACAUCUUGGACAUACUCUAUCGUCUGGCCCUCGCAACCGCCUGUCGCAGGGACUUUUGAUGCCCUUAUUCCCGACAAUGUACGGCCAGCUGUCGGCCAUUGCACGCGAAUAUAAUUUCCCAAGCACCACUGGUCUCUGUUUAUAUCUUCACAUAAACGAGAAUGGCAUCACUGCGACUCCACGUAUCUCAGACGACUCCUGGCAAAUGAUAUGGAGCCAUAUAUUCGACGGUCAAACGACGGGCACAGGUCACCUUCCGGUUUGCGGCAAAGUCGAGUUCGACAUUGACCUUCACCUUGCUCGGUGGUAUGGGGCAUGGAUGGCAUCCUCUCAUAGAGAACACGGAGUCGAUGUCCCAAUGUCUGUUACUCCAUCGGCGGCGCCAUCCGUCGUGCACUACCGGGAAGAAAGCAGGACCACUUUUGCUGACGGAGAUGAUGGGGACAAUCACUCCAUCAUUCGGCCUGUUCGGCAUGUCCCACGGAAACUCUCUCUCGUGGAUCGUUUUGAUGUGAUGUCUGUUCGUUCGGUUCCUCGGUCCGUCGUAGCUCGAGCCCUCCCGGAAGGUCUGCAUGGAUCUCAAAACCUCUCGCCAAUCUUUCAAGAGGAGGAACCUAAGACGGCCAAGUUUAACGACCUCGAGCACCGUGUCAACUCAUGGCGAGCUAGUGCAUCGAUUCUCCCAGAAACAACAGGUCAUAUACUUCUGGCUAGCGUCAUCUCUCCGCCGUUGGAAGAAAGUCCGAUCACUACCAGCAAUAAGACCGACGGAGAACAUCCUGAACCGGCGGAGGAAGAAGAGUAUCGAAUUGAAGACUACUCUUUCUCGAUUUCUUCUGCUGGGCCAGGUGAUUAUGACCCUCACUCUCCUCUGACGUGGUACUACGACCCUUCGGUUCAUAUGGCUAAUCGAGCAGAGGGCUCAGUUUGCUUGACGCCAACGGAAUGCACAUCAUUUGGUCCCUCUGAAUACCCUUGGUCGCCGCGGCAUUACGAAUUUGACAUGGAUGGUUUGGUUUAUACUCCCGAUAUCGGCCGUCGCAUGUUAGAAGAUGUUCCUCCUUCGCCUCUGACUACCACUAGCUGGGGCGCCCCAUUGUCUUACCCUCCGACACCCGUCAGCGACUACCAUGCCCCCUCUGUCCAUCUCGCUUACCGAGGUGAAUUCAGCCGACCUACAACCCCGAUGACCGCAACUUCCUGGGGAGCUCCUGAAUCUUUCCCUCCAAGCCCAACCACGCCCUUCUACGUCCGUACUCCCGACGCUGCUGAACGAUCCUUUGACUUCUCUGCAAUUGGUGAUGCUCCUUGGUCCCUUGUCUGGCCUUAUCACGACACAACCCGGCCUUGGAAUCAAGUUUGGCCAUAUCGCUCUUCUGACUUGCAUCAGAACUCCUCACCGGCGGCAUCUACGGCGUGGAACAUGGUCUGGCCAUACCAUGCAGUAUCUGUUUCUGCGCCAUGGGAAAUGGUUUGGCCGUAUCAUCAGUCUCAGUCAACCCCUUCGCCAAGUGCAAUUUCUGUCAGUUUACCGGCUGCGUAUCCUGCUUUCGACCUUUACCCUGCCACAUAUCCUCACAAUUUGGAUGAAAUCUACCCUGCACUUGCGCAAGAAGUGUCGUCCUCGGAUAUUUCAACGCACAUCAGCUCCUACCCGUCCUUGAAUAUCUAUCCGGCUGUUUACCCCAAUUUCGAAAUCUAUCCUAGAAUUUCUGCAGCUUGGGAUGCUUCCACUUCUUCGGAGAUCAACGUUAGACUGGCACCAGGUCCCUCAAUCUACCCACAAAACCUCAGGGAAAUUUAUCCAAUAAUCGGUGCGGUUAAGGAACAAAGCCUUGGCCCCAUCAAUGUUCGGCUGACGCCGGGUCUCACUAUCUAUCCGGACAACCUGGACAACAUUUACCCUGCAGUCAAUAGUCUGGUCAAUGUCAGACUAGCUCACGGACCCUCUGUCUACCCACAGAACCUGGACGAAAUUUACCCGAGUCUGUCUCCAUUGAGGCGGGUAACUGGCCUAAUCGAUAUCGUCCUGCCUCCAAGCUAUCCGGUCUUCAGCCUCUACCGAGCGGUUUACCCUUGGAACCUGGACGUUAUAUAUCCACCCGUAAAGCUCGAAGACUCGAUAGAAAUCACCACACGUCUCACUGCAUAUCCGUGCUUCAAUAUCUACCCGGCGGUAUAUCCUAAUUUCGACAUAUAUCCUGCAAUUUCUGGUGCUUGGAAACACGACUCCGUCUCUUUGCGUGGUUCGAUCACGGUCCGGCUGGCUGUUGGGGACGCCAUUUACCCGCACAACCUGGUAGAGAUUUAUCCUUCAAUAGUACCAGUGGCGCGUCCUACCGGUGGAAUAACCACAAGGCUGGCAGCGCACUAUCCGGUUUUCGACCUUUAUCCGGCUGUCUACCCUCAUGUUGUCCCGUACCCCCCGACACAAGGAGAGAUGGAGAAGCCUCUUUGGACGGUGGUGUACCCACAUUUUGACCUUUACCCUGCCAUCGGUCCCAAGAAAGCAGGUUCCAUCGAGCUCUCGGUGCGGCAGUCAAUGGCAUAUCCUUAUCUUGAUAUCUAUCCUGCUGUCUAUCCAUAUGUCACGCCAUACCCCUCUGCUUCUGGGGAAAUGGCGGCACCUACCUAUCAGGUUGAUUAUCCCGUCUUCAACUUGUACCCUGCUAUCCGCAACUCUACGCCUGUGCAUCACCCUGCUGUCUAUCCACACAUUGUACCAUAUCCUCCCGUCGAACGCAAGGCAUCGCAUUUUGAUCCCAUCGUCAUUCGUCAGUCUCGUUAUCCCGUCUUCGACUUGUACCCGGCGACUUAUCCUCCCGUUCCCUACCCAUCAGCGGAAUGCGAGAUGCAAGACGAGAUUCAAGUCCGUCCAGAACCGCUGUACCCGUUCAUUGCUCUAUAUGACGCCGUCUACCCCUACUUGGACCUUUAUCCAACGCUACUGACAAUGCCUGACCCUCGGCCGCCAAGACAGAGCCGAUUCACCCGCUCUGAUCUUCACGCGUUGGUCAAGAAUGGCCCUCGACGCAAUAUGUCCAGAACCCACCAAGAGCUGCACUUGCAGGUAUUCGCCCAAGGCACCGAAGUUGUCACCCCCAGUGGUGGUGGUGCACAGCCCCGCGUGAUGGAGCCCACCAAGAGCCAUCUCGAUCUCCACCACGAGGUGUUCCCCCUCGGGACAGUGGUCGUGUCUCCAAGCGGUGCCGCCCCGAUCGAGCCGUCGCCAUCACCCCGAUCAAUGACGCGCCUCCGCUCCGGUUCCGUGAUCCGCAACAGCUUGCCGCCGUCGCCGCGGCCUGUGGGCGGGCGACCGAUUUCGAUGAUGCGGGUAGCAGCAGCGCCCCCCGCCGCCCGCCCAGCCACUGCCCCCCGCCCCCACCAGGCGCGCAAAGGACUGUUGUGCGACCAGUCUCCACUAUGCCGCUCAAGCUCGAUGGCCCUCCCGAAAUCCUCACCUCCACCCCCAUCACUAGAUAGGUCUGCAUCGACCAAUGGACCAGCACCGCGAAAGCGAGAUAGCUUGGUUUUGCAGCGCGUUAGAGCGUUACAAAUGCAUGACGCCCCACCGAUCACAGAGGAAGAUGUACCUCGUCCACCGACAGUACGGAAGCUGACUUCAUAA